GUAGUUUACCAAGCAGAGAGAUAUGAUUCACAAUAGAGUUCUCUUCGUUUAAACGGACUAUAAUGGAGAGAAUAAACAUAUCAGAUCAAGAAUCAAUUGCCACAAGAGAACUAAAGAGGGCGCUCUUCCAAAAGUGCCAUGGUCUAUCACUUCUAACUGGAUGCCAAAUCUUCCUUCACAUUGAAGACAAAAAUGAUGGAGUACAGUUCUAUGGCAACCAAGAACAGGUCAAACGAUUCCUGAAUGGACAGUUCCUGCCAAAUGGGCAGGAGAAAGAAGUAUCGGGUGAGACAGGGUUACUAAAGACUCCAGUAGUUAAUUCCAAUUCAAAUGACAAAUCUGUGUAUACAUCCACGAAUGAGAUAUCUUCUGAUGAAAUCCCAAACAGCACAACGAAUCCUGAAGUUACACCUGAAAUGGUUGACAAGUAUAAUGAAAAUGAAAUGAAUAACAAUAAACAUACAAAUCAUCUCAAUACUGAUGAGAAAAAUACCAGUAUGGACAAAACAGGCACAUUUGUGCCAAAGAUUAGUGUUGCUUCAUUGGGGAAGAAAUUUUCGCAGGUGAUGAUAAAAAGAGUACUCCUUGAGCAAGAGGAAGAGGAACGUCAAAAAGAGAUGAGGAAAAAAGAAACAGCACUGAAAAUGGAAAAUAAAGAAACGUCUGAUAAUACUGAUAUUGUACAAUCGCAUGAAAGUAUAAUGAUAAAUGAAGUUUACAGCUUGGAUAGAAACUCGGAACAAACAAACAAUGCUGAAAUUAGUGAGCAAAACAAAUUUGACAAUCAAAGAAGCCAAGCAUUUACCCCAAACGAACAACAAGAAGGAUACAGAGAGUAUGUUUAUAAUCAUGCAACAAACCAAAGGAGAGAAAGCAACACAGAACAAAGAGAACCGAUAAAUUUUUCAGCAAGAGAUCAAACAGAUGAAAUAGGAUUCAUCAAUAUUCAGCAAGAUGCUGCAUCUAGUUCUGAUAGUGGCAUCUCCACAGAGGCUUUAGAAACCAGUUCUCCCAAUGAAAGCUUACCUGCCGAGAUUCCGUAUUAUAAAAUUGCUUCAAAAUCAAAGAGACGUUAUCAGUGUGGCAUUUGUGGGAAAGCAUUUACUCAGCUGUCCGUGUUGAAGGAACACAUGAAGACACAUACAGGUGAAAAACCAUACAUAUGUAAACAAUGUGGAAAAGAGUUCAGUCAUCCAAGUAAUUUCAAACGUCAUGAACGCCUUGUACAUAGUGGUUCUGGUGAAAGAAGGCACCAGUGUCCAGUUUGCCUGAAAGCAUUUCCACUAUCACACCAUUUGAAAGAACAUUUCCGUAUUCAUAGUGGGGAGCGCCCAUACCAGUGCAAAGUAUGUGGACAGAAGUUUAAGCAGUCAUCAACAUUAAAAACUCACCAAAAGAGGCAUUUCACAAAAGAUGCUUUAAAUGUUGAUACUAAUGAUUUAUACCAAAAUGCAACGGAUAUGAGCCAACAGAACAUUUCACAGAGGCACUUUUCAUCUUCUUCCUCUCCAAGAUCUAUUGAUGGCUUAGAUAUUGAAGGGAUUCACCCAAACCAUUCAAACUCCUCCUUAGCUAAGAACCCAUCGCCCGGAGUUGUAAAGGCAAUGGAGGGGUACAAUGGAGUGCCACAUGCGGAUGAUGUUGUUAGAAACCAGCCUUUUCAUCCAAGAAUGCUCCCUGUUCAUCAUUUGAAUAUGCCGACAACAGAAUUACCAAAAGCUUCCAAACCAUUUGUUAACGUCCAAAGUACACAAUUUUCAAUGGAUGCAGUCAUGUUGCAACACACUAGUAAAUUUGGACCAGAUGGCAACACUGACUCAUUUGAAAAUAACAGUCCAACAAGAGUGAGCAGGUAUCCACCACCUCUCAUCCACUGCAGGUCUAAAGACUGGUUUGACGAAGACAGAGAACUUGGGAAUAAAUAUAAAAAAACAAGGGUCGAAAGCAAUGACGGAAACACCAUGCUACAGCAGGGAAAUGAACAGCAGAGUGCCUCAGAUGACGCUGAUUCGACACGUUUAUCGCCCAUAGGUAGCGAGGCAGACGAUCUCCUUUCUGCUACGAAAGGUCAUGAUAGUAAUCAGCCAUUUGAACAUAUCAAGGUGAAAUUGGAGGUGCCAGAUGAACAAGUUAACAAAGCAUCAUCUUGUAUAGCUGACGAGAAUACUGAUGACAAUCGUUCUAGUGGGACAGGGUAUGCAGGCAGUAGUGAGAUGUCUGGUGGAAGUGGAACAGAUAGUGACUCACCAAAUCACGUUCAGCAAUACUCGCAGCCUGGCCUAUACCCACUCCAUAUAGCAGCAAGAGAAGGAACAAUGGUGAUGAGCCAGACAAGAAAUGAUUAUCUAAAUUGUUUCCACUGUAAAGUAUGCGAUACAUUCUUGUCAUCUGCAGCCACAUUCCAUGAACAUCAAAAGGUAUGUCAUGGAUUAGGAACUUCUGACCAACAUAUGUGUCACUUAUGCAGGCGUAGUUUCAGCAACCAGAGUAACUUCAAACGGCAUUUACGCCUCAUGCAUAGCGGUACCAAGGUAAGACGCCAUCAAUGUCUAGUCUGUUUUAAAGCAUUCCCACUCGGCCAUCACUUAAAAGAACAUUUUCGCAUUCACAGUGGUGAGCGGCCUUACAAGUGUGAGGUCUGUGGAAAAGGCUUCACCCAGUCUUCAACGCUCAAGAAUCAUCGCAAAACACACGCCCAGGAAAAGGCAAGUUACCACUGCACCAAUUGCAACCGGAGGUUCCCCGACGCACAGAUGUUGAUGGAUCACCGUAUGCAGCACAUUAUUGAGUCGUGUAAGUGCCCUACAUGUGGCAAGCAAUGCCGUAGUCCUUAUGAACUCGGUGUUCAUAGAAUGAAAGAAUACUGUUCCAGUAACAAUAUGCAAAGCAGGCAAAAUCUUUCAGAACAGCAGGCUAUGCCAAACUAA
Messenger RNA from Saccoglossus kowalevskii, 2927 nucleotides. RefSeq lists its product as uncharacterized. The record is from RefSeq and is a predicted model, not a curated record. Gene Ontology annotation, biological process: cell fate commitment; regulation of transcription by RNA polymerase II. Lineage: Eukaryota; Metazoa; Hemichordata; Enteropneusta; Harrimaniidae. Gene Ontology annotation, molecular function: RNA polymerase II cis-regulatory region sequence-specific DNA binding; DNA-binding transcription factor activity. Gene Ontology annotation, cellular component: cytoplasm; nucleus.